ACGACUUUCGUCUGCUUUUUCACGUGUCACAGACUCACAGACACAUUGCACAUUUUCGCUCGACGUUUUAUAUUCCCUGCAUAUCAGAAUGGAGUGGAUAAAACAUAAAGACUUCCCUGAAGAAAUGACAGCCAACACUCAGAACCUUGACUCUGCUCUCUCAGAAAUGGAGGCAGUUGUCAAUGCAUUAACUUCUGUGCCAUUAACUGAAGUCCAUUCAUGUUUGAAACCUAUAGAACACUCCAAGUUUGACACCGCUUCUGUAUAUGCUGUGACUUCUCUGUUCUGGGCAUACAUGAAAACAAGAGGGGUUGACCCAAAAACUAAUGGUUUACCAAGGGAGCUUGAGAGAGUAAAGAGUGCAAUUGGCCGAUCUAAGAAGAUUGUGGACAGAGCUCUGGCUCCUAAAGUUGAUAUCUCAGCAGCCAAGAGGUUCAUUCGUGGUGGUCUCUGGGAGCCUAAAGACAGUGAACAAAGAGAAGGUUCUAAUCAAGAAAAAAGUGAUGUUUCCAAGCCACCACCUAACAAAAGAAUAAGAUUUGAUGAUGCAGGAUCACCAGAACUGAAUAAUGCAGAAAGGUAGUCACCAAAAAUACAAAUCUCUAAUCUUCACUGUGUUUUUACGUGUUGAUUUGCAUUCUUUGCUUUUUAAAGCAUUUUCUGGUAAGACAAUAAUUUACAUACAUGAUUUUUA
Messenger RNA from Daphnia pulicaria, 694 nucleotides. Its product is annotated as nuclear nucleic acid-binding protein C1D-like. The record is from RefSeq and is a predicted model, not a curated record. Gene Ontology annotation, cellular component: nucleolus; exosome (RNase complex). The transcript has 4 exons. Gene Ontology annotation, molecular function: RNA binding; DNA binding. Lineage: Eukaryota; Metazoa; Arthropoda; Branchiopoda; Diplostraca; Daphniidae. Gene Ontology annotation, biological process: maturation of 5.8S rRNA; regulation of gene expression. The coding region runs from base 89 to 583 and encodes 164 amino acids.